AUGUCAACCAAUAAACUGAUUGGUAAAUACUUUCCAAUCGAAAAACAAACCGAGCUCCUGCAGACCUUGUCCACAAAUGAGGAAUUUGGUGAAAUGUUUGAGGUGCUAGGCACCAUGGAAUUUGGGAAGGAAGCAUUAGAGGUAGCUACACAGUGUACAACAGAGCAGGUGCUGAAAGGUUUUAAAGGGCACAAUGAGACUGAAGAAUGGGACGUCAGCAAACUGCGGGAGUUGGCUAAACUGACGUCAAAGCUACCAAAUACGUUCGCUGCACUCCAAGAGUGGAUAGUGGGUAUUUUGGACCAGAAUUUACAGGCGCCAAACGAUACAAAUGUGAAGAUGCUACUAGAGUUUCUAGAGCAAACGCACAUGUUUUCGGAAGGGCAGGAGUUGCCCAAGUCAGCGAAGCUGGACAAGCAACUCGUGAAGCUGAUGCAGGCUGAUGACCCUCAAUUGGCUGAGAUUAGCUCAAAAAUUCUGAAGUGGAAAAUUUUGGAUCUAUCCCAGAAGUGUAUGGAAGAUGAAGAAUUUGACCUCUUUGUGUGGGACGAAUUACGAAAGGUGUUCACCUGCAAUACGGACACGUUGAAGCUAAAGAACGGUUACUUAUUUAUCCUAAGGUUCCUCAUGGAAGAUAAAAUCUCUCAGCGUCUUCAUGACUUUAUCGUAUCUGACUUAUUUUGGGAGUCUUUGAAGCGCGGCUUGGAACAUGAUGUCCACGACCUGCGCAAGUUUUCCCUCUCGAUCCUGAAACUUACACUACAAAAGCUUUCGCCCAAAGACAGCUUUACAAAUAAUUGGAUACAGUGGAAGCCUGAGUUGUAUGCUGAAAAUAUUGCUGCAUGGAAAAGGUUUACAACCUUGUACGAGAUUGUUGCGCUUGAUACCGCCCUCAAUCAGUUUGAAGCUGCCAGCGCCGAUAUACUUGAUCUUUUCGAGAACAAACUUUUGAAUCCUUCUUGGGUUCUUGUAAUAUUUUCAACAGGUUUGAAAGCGAGCAUGGAAAGCGUUAGGCGGCACACAGUUCGGCUAAUGCUUCGCAUUAAGGACAAGUCAGUAUUUCAGACGAGUUUGAAUGAGCUGUCCACUGUUUUCCUUCCCGCAGCCAUGUAUGCGCCAUACUUCAGUGUUAUCGAAAAGAAAUGUCCUUACGGCGAGCUCGUAAGCCAAUUUGUCGCAGAACUUGUGCUACACAUUUGCGAAAUGGAGCCUAAAAGCGGACCCUUUGAAAUGAUCUUGGCAAUCUUAAGUUGCCUGUACCAGCAAAGAACGUCUUUUGAGCCAGCUAAAAUCUAUAUUAUUCUGGGUCUUUAUGGCGCUCUAAGACAGGCCAAAGCUCGCUCAAUUGGAGGAAGUCACAUAGAGCUCAUUGCGAAAUCGUUUGAAUCUGAAUCUGAGGACGACGUGUUUGAGAUCACUUUGCAAACUACUUACUUGAAGCUGUUAAUGCAUAUCGAAGUUGAUAUAUCUCCCUACACCUGGAUCGAUGCACUUUCAAGGCACGUGAAAGCCAAAGGUGGCAGCUACAGGUACAUUGCGCCGCUGAUAGAUGACUUAAUUGACGUUUCAGUGCAAUGCUUUGACAAGAAUCAAAUCCAGGAUAUAUUUUCAGAUUAUGACCACGAGGACAGCACUUUUAAAACAAUAGCCUACCUUAUCUUUGGUACUGUACCAAGUGCCAUUGAACCUUCAUUCCUAAAAGAGCUCAGCAAAUAUGGCGAAGUCCAAACUCAGUUUAACGAAAAUUUCAGUUUACUUCUGUCAGAGUUGAUCUCAGCGAAACCGCCAAACUCUACGUACCAAGGCUCACAUGAGCUCUCCAAACUCCCAGUUUUUGGACCUUCAGCUUGGUGCACAGUUGAUCUCCAUCCUCUGUACCAAUCUCUGCUAAAUGACUUUGAUGCAGCAAAGUUCAAGUUUUUUGUAUGCAGCUAUCAACAGACUGUGGAACAUACCAUGAGCACGUUAGACUUGAAUUUAGACGACCUGCUGAAGCUUUACGCAUUUUUGAAGAGACACUGCCAGGAGAAUGUCAGCAAAGGUUUCAAGUAUAAGGAUUCAAUCUACGGCGACUUCUUCAUGUUUCUACUGUCUUUUUUGAAAUGCUAUGCCCUAGAACUGAAUACUAGCUCAAAGAGUAACGAACUGGACUCAAUUCUAGAAUCCCUAAGCUCGAAUGUUUUACGUGAUAACGGAAACUACCAAGGAAAUCUUGCUAUUAUCAAAGUUUUACACUACCUUCUAAGCAACUACGUUACACCCAGAAUUCAAGAUUUUGAAUGUGAACCUCAGGAUGAUGAAGCUAUUGUAUUUCAAGUUGUUCAGAUUUUGUGUUCUAUUUGGGAUUCAACUUCAGACGAGAGACUAGUGCUCAACCAGAAGGACUUGCAUUUAUCUUUCAUAGAGUGCAUAUUCCACCCUUCUGUCUUUUUCUUCGCAUUAACUUACAAAGAUUUAGAGUUAGCAUUAGCAGGAACUCUUUCAAAAUAUGGGAAAAGCAUCAUCCAACACUCAUACUCAAGGAGAACUCUUUUGCCGGUGUUGAGCCAGCAGAUAAAUGCAUUCAUGGAGGUAUAUGGGAAAAACUUGGAGUGGAAGCAACACAAUAAUGACUGGUUGAUAGUUCUUAUGUUUGAGGUGUUUACUCAGCACCAGGUCAAUGUCAAUGGCUUUAGAUUAAAGCCUAUAAUAGCCAAAGCGUUUGAUGAACAAAUCGAAAGGUUAGGAGGCCAUUCUAUGGGCCUCUAUGAAAGAGUUUACAAAUUGCCAGAAGUUUCAGCGCGGGUUUUCAUAAUCAGUGCUCUUUUGAAUGCCAAUGACGAAUUCAAAGAGAAAGCUCUUGAUUAUAUGUUAAAUAAUGACGAGAACUUACUGAAGGCAAAAAAGAGCACCGAUGGGCCUGAAGAGUUAGGAAGAUUGCUUAAAUGGCAAUUACUACUUUUGACAGUUAAAUCCGUUGACCAUGUUACUCUUUCCAAAUACGUGGAGGAGAAGGUCUUACCGAGUAUUAUUACCGAAGCGUCCCCACUAGUGAGGGCUUACAUGGAGUGGAUAUCUGCCAUUGACCUUACUCAAACAUAUUCCGAGGCUCACCCAUUGAACAACGAGGACGCGCUAUUUGAUAUGCUGAAAGAUCAUUCAAGACCUUUGAUUUCCAUAACAGCAGAGAGGAUUUUGUUCAUUGCACUGAAGGGACUUUCUGCUGGAACUUUUUGUGACAGGUUGCUUCAAAGGUUUAUUGCAGAACUUAUACUCAACUGUACAUCUAACAAGCCUCUCAUCAGACAUUUUUCUAAUUCGUUAAUGCUUUCUUUCUGGCCUGCAUUCGAGAACUUGUUGAAAGAGGGAACUUUACGCAAUGUCCUCAAAAAUUUAUAUGACAAUGCUCAAAAGACUCAAGUCCAUGGUCAGUUCAGAUUGGGCGACGCAAUUAUAUGGGAUGCCGAUACGGACUUCACUCUAACUAAUAUUUUUGGAGGUGUCAUUCUCAAAAGCACGGACCAUGAUGUCCCUUAUAUUGAAAGCGCAACCUUCCGCAGGUUUCUUACUUGUGUAGACAAUGUGCCUGUUGGCCAAGACCAGAAACACUUGUGGUUGAAAAAAAGGACUAGGCCAAAACAGGAGGCGGAAGUGUCUUUGCAAAAAGACUCACCUCUCCAGACGAAAAGUGGUGCUUGGGAGACAGUAAUGGACAUCGAUAACCAGAGUUCAGCUGUCACCGUCAAGCGUUCACCUUUGAUUGUUAUAGCAUCUCUCGUGGACAAGGCGCCAAAUCUUGGAGGUAUAUGCAGGCUAUGUGAUGUUUUGGGCGCUGGACUUUUAACUGUCCAUGACAUACGGAUCAAAAAUCAUCCACAAUUCAAAAGCGUCGCUGUCACUGCCGACCGCUGGAUGCCCAUGGAAGCAGUGACAACACAGGAUAUAACGAAGUUCAUGAGGUCUAAGAAGCAAGAGGGGUACACUCUUAUAGGCUUGGAGCAAACUGAUAAGUCUAUUCAACUGGACAAUAAGUUCCAGUUUCCUCCCAAGAGCUUGAUCUUGCUAGGAACAGAAUCUGAAGGCAUCCCAGGGCACUUGCUCAGUGAGCUUGACUUGUGCUUGGAAAUUAAGCAAUCAGGCGUCAUCAGGUCCAUGAAUAUCCAAACUGCUACCGCCGUCAUAGUGCAUGCAUACUCCGCUCAACACACUUAA
Lachancea thermotolerans CBS 6340 is the source of this 4191-nucleotide messenger RNA. It is a transcript of the gene TRM3, whose product is annotated as tRNA (guanosine(18)-2'-O)-methyltransferase. The record is from RefSeq and is a predicted model, not a curated record. Gene Ontology annotation, molecular function: RNA binding; tRNA (guanine) methyltransferase activity. Lineage: Eukaryota; Fungi; Ascomycota; Saccharomycetes; Saccharomycetales; Saccharomycetaceae. The transcript has a single exon. Gene Ontology annotation, biological process: tRNA methylation. The coding region runs from base 1 to 4191 and encodes 1396 amino acids.